AAGUGGUCCAAAUCCUGAAUGGGAGAAAAAAGUAACUGAAUACUUCAGAGAGAAACUAAAAGAAAAUAAUGCUACUAACUGGGUUCCAUCGUUGAAUGAUGUCCCUUUGCAUUACCUGAAGCCAAACAGUUUAGUCAAAUUCCGCUGCAUGGUUCAAGAUAUGUUUGACCCAGAAUUUUACAUGGGAGUUUAUGAAACAGUUGACACAAAUACCAGGACACGUGUUUUGCAUUUUGGUAAAUAUAGAGAUGUAGCAGAAUGUGGGCCUCAUCAGGAAAUAGAUUUAAAUUCUUCACAAACAGUCACUUCAGAGAGACAGACCUUCUACUGCGUUCCAGUGCCUGGAGAGUCAGCAUGGGUGAAAGAAAUAUCUUUUGGGAGUGUAGGUGAUAUCCAUGGGUGUGGAGAGCCAAAGCGAUUAGAAACUGAAGCUUCCGCAGGACAUCAUCUGACCUCCCCAAACUGCUCCCCUCCACUUGAUCUAAACUUCCCACUGCCAGGAGAGAAAGGCCCUGCAUGUCUCGUAAAGGUCUAUGAGAGCUGGGAUAGUUUCAAAGUCAAUGAUAUUCUAGAGGUAUAUGGCAUUUUGUCUGUGGAUCCAGUGCUAAGCAUAGUGAACAACGAAGAGAGGGAGAACUCCUCAUCACUAUUUGAUCCUAUGGAGUGCAUGGAUACAGCAGAAGAACAGAGAGUACACAGUCCUCCUGCCUCAUUAGUCCCCAGAAUCCAUGUAAUUUUGGCACAGAAAUUGCAGCAUAUUAAUCCAUUAUUGCCUGCUUGCCUUAAAGAAGAAGAAAGUAAAAGCUUUGUUUCUAGUUUCAUGUCUGAACUGUCACCAGUUCGAGCGGAGCUGCUUGGAUUCCUCACUCAUGCCCUCCUAGGAGAUAGUUUGGCUGCUGAGUACCUUAUAUUGCAUCUCAUCUCCACAGUCUAUGCGAGAAGAGAUGUGCUUCCUCUGGGAAAAUUCACAGUCAACUUGAGCGGCUGUCCAAGAAAUAGCAUCUUCACAGAGCACAUAUACCGUAUUAUCCAGCAGCUUGUUCCAGCAUCCUAUCGUCUGCAGAUGACCAUAGAAAACAUGAACCACUCACGAUUUAUCCCACACAAGGACUACACAGCUAAUCGCUUAGUCAGUGGAGUAUUGCAGCUGGCCAGCAAUACUUCUCUUGUGAUAGAUGAGACUUUGCUUGAGCAAGGACAGCUUGACACAACAGGUGUACAUAACGUGACAGCACUGGGUAACCUGAUAACUUGGCAGAAAGUGGAUUAUGACUUCAGUUACCACCAGAUGGAAUUCCCAUGCAAUAUUAACGUACUUAUCACUUCAGAGGGCAGAUCAUUCCUACCGUCAGAUUGCCAGGUCCACCUACAACCACAAAUAAUUCCACCAAAUAUGGAGGAGUAUAUGAACAGCCUCCUUACAGCCGUGCUGCCAUCUGUAUUGAACAAAUUCCGCACCUAUCUAAGCUUGUUGAGGCUGCUGGAUUAUAGCAUAUCUGACGAAGUGACCAAGGCAGUUGAGGAAGACUUUGUAGAAAUGCGCAAGAAUGACCCUGAGAGUAUAACAGCUGAUGAUCUCCAUCGAACUCUGCUUAUAGCAAGAUUUCUCUCUCUCAGCGCUGGGCAGACAACACUGUCAAGAGAGAGGUGGUUAAGAGCAAAGCAACUCGAGGCAUUACGUAAAGCCAGGCUCCAGCAACAAAAAUGUGUCAAUGGCAAUGAACUUUAAUUCCUUACUACUAUUUUGCUUAUGUGACUAUGAAAUGUUUGUCUAAUCCUAGGUUGAGGCAGCAAUCAGAUUGGGAUACUGUUUAUACAAGUUUUUUUUGUAGAUAAUUUAUACCAAAAAUUAUGGACACUUCUUACCCUUGAAGCCUGAACACGCUUAGUUUAUAUGGUGUUCAGUAAGUUAAUACCUAACUUACUGAUUUUAUGAACCUUUUUGGAGCUUGUUUUGUAAUUAAGAAUUGGUAACAAUGAGCAAAUUGUUUGAUAUUAAAGGUUUAAUACAGAAAA
Alligator sinensis (Chinese alligator) is the source of this 2016-nucleotide messenger RNA. RefSeq names its product minichromosome maintenance complex binding protein (gene MCMBP). NCBI's taxonomy places the organism in Eukaryota, Metazoa, Chordata, Crocodylia, Alligatoridae. The record is from RefSeq and is a predicted model, not a curated record. Gene Ontology annotation, biological process: DNA-templated DNA replication. The transcript is spliced from 14 exons. Gene Ontology annotation, molecular function: chromatin binding. The coding region runs from base 149 to 1729 and encodes 526 amino acids.